This is a messenger RNA of Boleophthalmus pectinirostris (great blue-spotted mudskipper), 6163 nucleotides long. Its product is annotated as ligand-dependent corepressor. NCBI's taxonomy places the organism in Eukaryota, Metazoa, Chordata, Actinopteri, Gobiiformes, Gobiidae. Gene Ontology annotation, molecular function: DNA binding. The transcript has 7 exons. Gene Ontology annotation, cellular component: nucleus. The record is from RefSeq and is a predicted model, not a curated record. Gene Ontology annotation, biological process: regulation of transcription by RNA polymerase II. The coding region runs from base 26 to 5110 and encodes 1694 amino acids.
CGCGCCUACACAGGGUCGGUAGAAAAUGGCGAGUCUGUGCAAACGGCAGCAAUGCACAAUCGACAGACGCGGCUUUCGCCAGGAACUAGACUCGUGGCGACACAAACUCAUUCACUGUGUCGGGUUUGAGAGCAUUCUUGAAGGUCUGUUUGGUCCGGAGCUGGUACAAGACUUACAGUUAUUUAAGGAUCGUGAACCUCUUGCUGUGUCUGAUUGGUCCUUUGAUGAAAACUGUAUAUUUUGCUGUUUGAGAAGAAAUAAAGUGAAGGAACAGCUCAGCAGUUUAAACAGUGAUGGGCUUGAAGAUCCACCCAAACCUCUGUUAGCGAAGGACCAGACUUUACUGAUUAAACUCGAAAGACAAGCUGAGGAGUUUCUCAGUGCAGUCCUCAGAAGAAAAGAUGUGCCAAAUUUCUCUGACCCCCACGUACCAGUAGUGGCCCGUGAGAUCCUUCAGGGGAUGAUCCGACAGUUUGCAGCUGAAUAUACCUCAAAGAGCAGCCCUCAGGAGCCUUCAGCCUCUCAGCCGCACUGUGACCAAAGCCUGCCGUGUGCACAGCCUCUCUCUCCUCCGCUCUCCUCGGCUCACAACCUCAACCCAGUGCUCAGCAAACUCCUCAUGAUCGACCAGGACGCCCCUCUGGACCUCACCAUCAAGAAACCCCCAGUGGAGUCCACUGAGCAGGAUGGAGUCCUGGAUCUAUCCAUCAAAAAGAACCGCAACAGCUCCUGCCUUUCUCCCGUCACAUCCACACCUAAAGGGGAGCCCUGGGAGGUACAGAUCGGCAAAGGCAAGGACCUGCAGGCAGCGUCCACACUGGAACAGUUUAUGUCCAAACUGUGUCUGCACCAUCAGAGACAAAUAAUCAGUACUAUUAGUUUCUUACAGACAGAGGUUAAAGCCCUCACACCCUCAAAGUCCUCACAACCAGUCACAUGUCCACAUGAGCCACAAACUUCCUAUUCACCAUGUUUACCCACUCCUACCAGACCAUCGUCUGAGCCCUCUAAAGUGUACUCCAGUCCAGAAGUUAGACCUAAUUCAAGCAUCUGUCCGAAACCAAAACUGCCUGUUACUCCCGUGCCCCCUGCGGCAGCCUCCAAAACUAGCCCUUCACCUACCAACACUUCAACGCCUCCCAUAUCCACACCCACAAUAGAAACUAAAAACAGUGGCCACGGUGAUCAUGCCCCUCUAAAACUAAAAAUUAUGAAGACUGGUAGUGUUAGUGCUGGUAACAAGUUGUCUUGUGUGCUCACCACAGCUAUUUCACCUCAGCUUGAGGACGACAAACUGGGUAACACAAGUUCAGCAGAGAUACAAAGGGCUAGACUUAGUUCUUCCUUUAAAAAGCACAAUGAAUCUAGCCACACACAUCCAGUCAAACAGACGGUGGGACAAGCUGAUGACAGAACAGCAAAACCUAUUUCUUUUCAUGCGACUAUUCCCUCAAAAUCCCCCAGGACUGCCAGAAAGUCCAUCCGACCAUCUACCGAACGCCACAAUGACUUUAAUGACAGAGUUAUUCUAGACCCUGAUCUUGGACAUUGUGAUAUUGUUUAUAUUAACAAACCUAUCACAGAGUGUUUCAAGAAACGCCACAGGGGCAUGGCACCAAGACGCAAUGCUCGAAAAAGUACCAGAGGACUCAUGUAUUCGGAUGAGAUAUGGGAGCUAAAAACAGUUCGAACUCUAGCAGGAAGAGGGAACUGCCCCAAUCCAUUGCUAGACUUCAACAGCUCUGUUACCCCAAAACAGAACCUGUCCAAGCCUGAAGGCGUACCCCCUGUGGAUAUGCCCUGUGCUGGGGAGUGCAGAGAAGCCAUGGAUCAACAGAUCAUUACACAAGAGCCAACUGAGAGUGAGUUAUCAGAGACAGGUCAGGCCAAAGAGACAACAACAAGUGAUGUAGAUGUUAUAGUAGAAACCAGUCAGACAGACCAGUCACAGGUAGUGCAAGAAACUGCUUGUCAGUCACCAGCGGACCAAGCUGAUGAUAUGGACAAGAGUAUAGAGCCAGAUAUAUGUGCAGAAUUGGAGAAGCCCAGUGAAAAUAAAGACAUUACUUCAGAAUUAUUUACAGAAGAAAAGGAAAUUUCCCAAAACACAGAAGAGGAGAGUUCAGUGCAGCCAGUUUUGCCUGACACAAUCUCUGACACUGUGGAGGAUGGUGUUGUAGAAGAAAGCAUUCAACAGAUUUCCUCAGACGAUGUAGAAGUUCUCAAAGAAAAUCCAUUACCAGAAAAAGAAGAACUUUUAGAGGAUAUUGAUAAGGAUAAAAGGAGUGAUGAGCCAAACCAAGAUAUUCAGACGGAGUUUGUUACCACAGAGAGGUCUAUGGAUACAGAAGGGGGUAGUGCAGAAGUCCAGCUAGCAGAGGAACCGGCCACAGAACCGGAAACUACAGCUGUAGAAAACACUAGUGAAACCACUGUAUGUGAAAAGGACAAGAAAGAACGUGACGUGUCCUCAAAAACACUGGAGGAACUGGCAAAUGAAUUGCCCCCUUGGAGAAGAAGGAAGAAUACUCAAAGUUCUGCACCAAAAAGCAUUGAAAAAUCUGAAGAGGUCAUUGUGGGUUUUGUUAGUGGUAGGCCUGUUUCAGCGUCUGAUAGAAGUCUGCGCCGCAGGUCAGUUCAAACUACACCACCCAAAGAAAUGCCAAAACAAAAUAAACGUGGCCAGAAAGUACAAAACAAAAGUGAUGGGAAUUCAAAUACAGUAUCCAGUGAUUUUGUGAAACCGUUGUCUGUGGAGGAAGAACCUGAACCAGCCAAAACAGACCCUUGUCCCUCUGUUCCUCCAGUAACAGAGCCCUCUGACAAGCCCAGUUCCAAACCUAAAAUGUCUGCAGACAAAUCAAAAGUAGACAGAAAAAAGGCAGUUGGACAAAGCACAAUGUCUUUACGUCAUCUUAGGUCCUCUGGGCAAAUUUUAGUUGAAUCUCCUACAACAGUGCCCAUCUCUGUCACUACUACUCCUACUACUAAUACUGCUACAACUACUGAAACAGCUGUUACAAGUCAUCCUUUGGUCAUAGAAUCUAAAGAGUCCUCAAACCCAGUGGCAUCUACCCCACCUUCCGCUCCAUCACAUACAACAGAACAAAUAUCUCCACAAAUUACUGACAAGUCCACACCUCCAGAAACCAGCGUAGAUUCAAAAAUAGAUGAAAAAACAGAGCCAAAUAGCCAGCCUCAAAGUAAAAAAGAAAGCCCGGUCCAGUCCAAACCUAUUCUUAGAUCUGCAAAGGUUGCACCAGAGGAGAGUGAGGCUGAAAAAGCCGAAUAUGUUCAAAGUACCACUGAAAUUACAGUAAAGGGUGAACCUCAGUCUAAGGCAAUGUCUUUGAGAAGUAAACGCACUCUUCAAAAUGAGGUGGAAACUAGCAAGUCUUCAACACAGCCAAAACCCAGUGAAGAAGCCCAACUUGAAAGUUCUUCAAGUGCAGACAGUAGUGGCCCAGUUGCCAAAAAACCUUCAAGAAUGCCUUUGAGAAGUGAAGGCAACAAGGUGGAUCAGUCACUACCAGCAGAGGAAAAGAGGCUAUCAUUAAGAUCACAGAGACAGACUGCUGCUGCUAACAGUCAAAGUGAUGUUCCCUCACAUAUUCGUAUGACUAAACCUCUAGUUCGGCCCACUCCAGUUGCACAAAGUACAUCAAUCGGCAUCGCUUCCACUUCUAAAUCAGAUCCACCCAAAUCGCUCAGCGUCAGGUUCUUGGAGGCAUUGAAUGGUGCACAAAACCAGCAAAUAAUAAAUAACCUUAACUUGAAGUUUGAUAAAAUGCACAAAGGUUGGAUGCAGUUGGACAAGGAAGGCCAACCCACACCCAAACACAAAAACAAGCUGGACAGACAAGCGGCUAUAUGGAAAAGUAAACGCAGAGUUCGAAAACCCAAAAUGAUGGAAACUUCAAAAUACUCUCCAGUGCAAAUGCUCUUCAUGAAAGGUUUUGAUCUCAACACUAUAUGUCGCUGGUUUCUUGAAUCGACUGAAACUAAAUCUUUGGUCAUAGUUAAAAAGGUGAACACUCGCCUUCCAUCAGAAACACAGCUCUGUUUCCAUAGCUCCGGGGCCUCGGGGAGUUCACAAGGCGUCUAUCCAAGUCUGCAGGCCGAACGCUUGAAGAAACAUUUGAAGAAGUUUGCCAUUGCGUCACCUGUCAAAAGUAACCCCAAGACUCAGAAACUCAUUGCCAAAGCAUUAGAACAAGAAUUGGUCAAUGUGGUUAAAGGAAAAGAGAAAAAGGAGGUGGCAAGCGCUAUUGUGAAAAAGCUAACUUCAUCUUCCAAACGUGAACCACAGAAGCCUAAAAGUGGUAAAACUCAAAAUCCAGCCAGUGCAAGGAUUUUAAGGAAAUACUCGAAUAUCCGAGAGAAGCAGGCAAAUGCACGACUAAAAGAGAAGGCAAAAGUAAAGGCCAGCUUGAAAUCAUUCACAAAAGACGCAUCCAAAUCCAAUCAGAAAUCAUUAAAAUCAUCAUCCAGCAAAAAACAAGUGGAUACUGAGUCGAAAUCGGAUAAAAAGAAGACUUCAGCUGAGAAAUCCAAUGAACAGAAGUCAGUAAAACCACCUGCAAAGGAAAAGAGCAGCAAACAGGUGACCAAGGAAGAGGUAAAGAAGGAGUUGCCAAAGAGAACAUCUCAAAGACUAGGGUCACCUCCUGCACCUGAGCUUAAUGUCACUACAGCGCCUAAAAACAAGACAGACAAAAAAGUGGAAGAAAAAAAGCCAGUAGAAACAAUUAAAGCCACGAAAACCAAAGCUGCUAAGGUUCAGAAGGAGUCUCCUGAACGAGCUGAAAGUAAAAGUGCUGAUCCUCCAGAUAUAAAAAAUGAUAGCAAAGUCCCAAACUCGCCUGAUCAGGUUCAGACCAGGUCCCAGCGUAAAGUUGGCACAGCCAGUUCUGUCAAUGCCACUUCCAAAAGUGUUACAAGGAAAUCUGAGAGGGGCAACAAAACCCCAGUCCCAGCAGAGAAGCCUGCUCUCACCCGAAGUGGAGCUCUGAAGCGUUCUGCAAAGAGAAGACAAACAGCAGUGUUACCACGCAGUGCAUCCAAAAAGGCCCAGCUAGAGACCCCUGCAAAACGAACCAGGACAAAAUGACAACAACAAAGAUUUAGUUUGUUUUUAAUUUCAUUUUAUCCUGUUGAUUAUUUAAAACUAACUUUAACUACCUGAAGUUCUCAUUUGUACAAUGAUGAAGUAAAAUUUUUUUGUGCUUUUGCGAAAUACAUUGGGUUAUAUGUUUGGCAAUUAUGGGCUGAUAGAAGAUGCUUGAAGGAGACUGCAGUACCUCCAUGUUUCUGUCUUCCAGGACUUUGACUGUUAUAACCAGGUGCCUUAUCCAAUGAAUAAGUGAAUGUGUUUGUAAAUGUGAAGCAUUUUCUUUUUAAGUAGUUCCCCCUAUUUACUUUAACACUGUGUGCAGGGUAAUUGCUGUUUAUUAAGCAUUUCUGUAGAGCUGUGUUACCCAUUUGUUUUUAAUACGCAACUUCCCAGAGCAUUAAAAUUCGUCAUUAUAGUGACACUUAAUUUGACCAGCUAAUGUGUGUACUUUAUUUUAUGGUUUUACUUUUGUUAGAGGAGUUUUUGUGGUUGGCACAGUUUAUUUCUUACAUGCAUGGUUGUCCUGAAAAAAGCAGAUUUGGAGUAGUGAAGCCUAUGCAAGACUAUGCAUGCUCUGGUAAGGAAGCUGUGUUGGCGUGUGGAGACAAAAAUGAUGAGUGUGGAUAAUGUGAACCAAUAGCAUUAAAGGAAAAGUACUGACCUUUUUAAUUAUUUCAUUUGUUUUUGUUGGUAGCCUAGUCACUUUUUGUGUGUUUUUUCUGUUAUUAAAUGCUCUCAAUGUGAAGUUCCAUAAACAUCAGUAAACUAGAAUUUUAGCAGUGGUUUUUAGUAAUUUCACAUGUAAAUGCAAAAAUUGUCGUAUUUUUUUAAAUGUUAUUUAAGAAGUUGCGGGGCUAAUGUAUUUAGCAAAUCUAAAAGUCCACCAAAUAUCAGACUUGAACAUGUUUAUUCUUUCUAUAGUUGCUAUUUAAAGAUUUUCAUUUUGUAUAUUAGAAAGAAACUGCUUUAUUGGUAACUCCUUAAAUGUGUCAUCUUUGUCAAGACCAUUGUAUUUUUGCUGAACUGAUAUAAAGAUUUUUUUUUUAAUGA